AUGAUAAAGGAUAGCGAAGAGAGCAGCCUUGGAAAAAAUGAACAGCCCUCAUCAGAUGUGAGGGGGGAGGAAAAGAGAGGGAGUGGCAGGAAAGGAAGGAAGGAGAGGGGGGAGGUGGAGGGGGUAGGAGUGUACCAGCAUGCGGCAGUGUUGUCUGGGGAUCAGUUUUCACAGACAAAGCAGGCAGAGUGGAGCCUGGUGGACAGAGAGGCUGACACUGAGCCAGCUUUCCUCUGGACACUCCCCAUCUCCCUAUGCUGGGCUAGUGGUCUCAGGACGCACCCUGAGCGUCCUAUGUUCUGGAGCUUUCUACUGGGCCUGCUACCUCCAACAGACUCCCAUCUCUGGAGGCCUUUCUGGGGGCCAGCUAUCUUUGGGCACUCCCUAAUUCUAGUCUGGUCUAGAGCCCUUUCCUGGACUGGCUCUCACCAAACAUCACCAAUCUAUUCUGGAGCUCUUCACAGCAGUGGCAGCCCCAACUGA
This is a messenger RNA of Coregonus sp. 'balchen', 483 nucleotides long. The record is from the annotation of a GenBank genome assembly. NCBI's taxonomy places the organism in Eukaryota, Metazoa, Chordata, Actinopteri, Salmoniformes, Salmonidae.